CUCUUCGCGGAGACUCGAAUCGCAUCAGUGGGCGACUGCACACAAGCGCAGCCUCCUCUCAGCCGCUCCCGCCGUCGCCACCGGGGACGAAACCCGCCAGCGAACCCCCCCACACCUGGAUCUAUCCCCCGAAAGCCGUACAUUUCCACCGGAUGUGAAAGAGUGUCUCGCAGGGAGCAGCGAUGGGCGCGUUCGGAGUGAUUCUGAGGAGUUUACAUUGUGUGGGACUCUACCUCCAACUUAGUGUCAGUCUCAGGCAAGCUGGGAGCGACGACGUGGAGAACCACGUAUCCAACAACGCGGUGUUCACAGAGGUCCCUCAUGACAUCACGGCGCAGAGCGGGCAGGACGUAGAGAUGGCCUGCUCCUUCAGAGGCGCCGGAUCUCCCUCCUACUCGCUGGAGAUUCAGUGGUGGUACAUCAGGAACCACAGAGAAUGGACUGACAAGCAGACGUGGAGCACCAAUCAGGUGGUUCCUCAGAACGAGAUGUCGAAGGAUGCCACCAAAAUCAGUGUGGUGAAGGUUGCAGGUAGCAACAUCUCCCACAAGCUCCGCCUGUCCAGCGUGAAGCCGGCGGACGAGGGCACGUACGAGUGCCGCGUCAUCGACUUCAGCGACAGCAAGCUGCGGCACCAUCGCGUGCGGGCGUACCUGCAGGUGGAGCGGCCCGAGGGGAAGGGGGCGGAGUCACAGGAGGAGCAGCACAAGCACCAGCCGGCCCACCACGCUCACCACAAACCCGGCCGCGAGCUCAAGAAGAGGUCCGCCGACGACAGCACCACUGACUGCACUGAGAGCUGCGCGCUUUAGGCCCCGCCCACCCAAACACCCACGAUUCCUCGCGCCUGAAAAGCCGUUCCAAACCCAUAUGACCGACGUUCUUGCGUAAAAACGACGAAAAAAAACGUUUAAAGGGAACCCUGGGUAUUGAGACUCGUGUGGCUUAAUAUAACGUCGAUCGUGUCCAAUAUCGAAAUGUGUCGACGGAAACCCGCCAGCGGUUUAAAUUGCAUCGUUUUAUAUAUUUUGGACUGCGGGGGGCGCCGUUACUCUGACGACGUAGAAAACGGUGAGCUAGACGACUCGAGAAGUCUAAAUGCCCUGGAUAUCCGCUUUAAGAAAGUCCGCGACGUAAUAAUAAUAAACGUACGUUUGCUUCCUAACGGGACGGCACUGCAUGUCUUGUCCCGUCGUUUUUAAAGCUCUUUACGGUCGCUGCGGUCUUAAGUGGAGACGACAGAGACACUUUAGGAAGUUCUGUUCGUCUGCACGCAUUUUUGUCCGACUUUGUCAUACAUCGCUUCUCUUGUUGCCUUUCGACCGAUAACGACACAGUGUGGUACCUUAUCAGUUUCGUUGACGCUCACCGAGGGAACCGUUUGACAUCAUUGACGCAGAAGGUAAUGUGCAAAAAUAAUGGCGCCCCCCAUAGUCCAGAAACGGUUGUUGAUUUUUGAAAUAACACACACCUUUUAUGGGUCUCUGUUACAUAUUUCAGUAAGAGACAUAAUUUACGUCAUUACGCUAUAAAUGUCUUAACAUCCGGGGAUCCCUUUAAGAUAUUUUUUUUUUUUUUUGCACUUUGUUUUAAUUUAUUAUUAAACGAUUACUCUCCUUUUCCUGUCCUUUUUUGAAGCUCUGUCCUGUUUCAAAGUGUUCAAACAAUUCGUGUUGAAAUAAUUUUUUCUUUUAUGUAAUGCUUUUUCAUUUUAUUUUUGCAGUUGUUGUCCUUUUAGAAGCUUUACAUUUAUAUUUACUCAUUUGUUCUGAGGCUUCAUUUCACUUUAUUUAAUGGU
Messenger RNA from Puntigrus tetrazona (Sumatra barb), 1798 nucleotides. RefSeq names its product V-set and transmembrane domain-containing protein 2-like protein (gene vstm2la). The transcript is spliced from 4 exons. Lineage: Eukaryota; Metazoa; Chordata; Actinopteri; Cypriniformes; Cyprinidae. The record is from RefSeq and is a predicted model, not a curated record. The coding region runs from base 183 to 812 and encodes 209 amino acids.